UGCCUGCGGCACAGCACCCCGGUCCUCCUGCUCCUCCUGCCCGCUCUCAGCGCGGCCCUCAGAUGCGCCAACCUUCGCACCCAACAGAGCACCUUCAACUGGGACAGCCUCCAGCUCCUCCACGCCAUGGCUCCCAGCCCGCCUCAGCCCUGCGCCCAACACGACCCACCUUUCCCCUUCCCCGACACCCUCCUGGCAAUCCAGUCCCCACAACAAGCCCCCGCCGCCAUCCUCCGCGUCCUCCAGCACCUCUUCACCACUCUCAGCAACGAAAACACCCCCGCGCACUGGGACAGCCAAGCCCACCAACAGCUCCUCAACCAGCUCCACGACCAAAUCCAACUCCUCCAGCAAUGCCUCCCUCGCGCCGACGCGGAUGUCAAAAGCCAAGGGCCCCGCAACGCCUGGCUCACCAUCAACGGGUACUUCCGGCGCAUCCAGGACUUCCUCCGCACAAACCACCACAGCCCCUGCGCCUGGGACAAAGUCGGCCUCGAA
This is a messenger RNA of Struthio camelus australis, 498 nucleotides long. The record is from RefSeq and is a predicted model, not a curated record. Lineage: Eukaryota; Metazoa; Chordata; Aves; Struthioniformes; Struthionidae.